AUGAGAAUCGUUUCACUCGCCCUCUUCACCGGGCUUUCUUCCGCCAAUAUCGUAUUCAACAGGAUACAACCCUCCUGCAAUCAUACCGAGCUUGGAUACAGCGGCUGCUUGCGAGGGCAGCAUUGCACAACAGAGGAUAUUUGCGAGGCUGCCAUCGAUCAGAACCUGUACCCGCACUCUUUCCACUACGACGUCCCUAGCCACCUCGAUACUCGUGAAGUGCGCGACGAUGGCCGAUGCGGCAAAGAAUUUGGAGGAGCGACUUGCGAUGCGAACGGGCCAUAUGGCGGAUGCUGCAGUGCAUAUGGCUUCUGUGGGAAGCUCGACGGCCACUGCUUAGUUUCCAACGGGUGCCAGAACGGCUGCAGAGACGCUCCGGCACCAACUAUCACUGUAAGUCCCGGCGCACCUACUUCAGCACCGCCCCGCCCCGAUGGACGUUGCGGCAAAGACGUUGGCGGCGCAACAUGCGACGCGGCUGGCCCGUUUGGUGGCUGCUGUUCCGAAUAUGGCUUCUGCGGCAACACGGACGGUCACUGUCUUAUCAAGAACGGGUGUCAAAACGGCUGCAAGGAUGGAGGACCAGGCGGUAACACCCCACAGCCAUCACCGGAUGCCACUACUUCUGGCGAGCCAAUUCUCGGAAAACCCACGUCUGCCGCCACCGCCCCCGGUAGCGAGGCAACUGCCAUCGUUACGACAGAUGGAUCGUGCGGCGCCACCAACAAGAACUCCAUCUGCGGAAACUGGCCGCAGGGGGGCUGCUGCUCGAUGUAUGGGUUCUGCGGCAGCACCACCUCUCACUGCGGCGACGGCUGCCAGUCCGGGCCGUGUCUCAAGGGUGCCGUUGUUCCUGCUCCAGGACCUAGUCCAGCACCCAUGAAUCCCAAUCCGGGAUACUUUAGAGUGGUUGGCGAUUCUGGCGUCCCCGUCAUGCACGCCGGACUCAUGCCUAAUGGACGCGUUGCUUUCCUGGACAAAGUCGAAGACUACACCAAGCUCAAGCUCCGUAACGGACAAUACGCCUACGCCUCAGAGUAUGACCCUGUUACCAACCAGGUUGUUCCGCUCGCCUACGGCACCAACUCGUUCUGCGCCGGUGGCACUUUCUUGGCAGAUGGUAGCUUCCUCGCUGUUGGUGGCAAUGGGCCUCUUGACUUCAUCGAUCCAACCGUGAAAGAUGGGUUCACCGGGAUUCGUCACCUUAAGCGCUCUUCCACCGACGCCAGCCUCAACGGCCAGGAUUGGAUCGAGCCCGGCAACAAGCUCGCCUCGGCGCGCUGGUACCCGUCCGUUCAGACCAUGCCCGAUGGUAGGAUCUUCGUCGUCUCCGGCUCCCUCAACGGCCUCGACCCCUCUGUGAACGAAAAUAACAACCCAACCUACGAGAUUCUCUCCCCCACCGGCGUCUCCACCGGCCAAAACGUUCCGAUGGAGCUCCUCGAGAAGAACCAGCCGUACUACAUGUACCCCUUCAUGCACCUUCUACGCGACGGCAACAUGUUCGUCUUCACCUCCAAAUCAUCGCAGAUCUUUAACGUCAAUGCCAACGCAAUCGUACGCCGCUUCCCCGAUCUCCCAGGCGACUACCGCACCUACCCGAACACGGGCGGCAGCGUGCUGCUCCCGCUCUCCAGCGCCAACAACUGGGACGCCGACGUCAUGAUCUGCGGCGGCGGCGCCUACCAGGACAUCACCAGCCCCACUGACCCGAGCUGCGGCCGCAUCAACCCGCUCGCGCCGGACGCGAAAUGGGAAAUGGACUCGAUGCCGCAGGGCCGCGGGAUGAUCGAGGGAACACUCCUUCCUGACGGGACAGUCGUGUGGCUUAACGGUGCAAACCGCGGCGCGCAGGGCUUCGGCAUCGCGACGGACCCGACGCUCGACACGCUGCUAUAUGAUCCCUCUCUGCCGAAAGGGCAGCGCUGGACGACGGGCGCGCGCAGCGAGAUUCCACGGCUGUACCACAGCGUCGCGCUCCUCCUUCUCGACGGCACGGUUAUGGUCACGGGGAGUAACCCCGUCGAACAGCCCGUCCUCACCCCGGAUGCGAAGAAUCCGUAUAUCACGGACUUCAGAGUCGAGAUCUACACCCCGCCGUACCUGGCGGGUGAGAACGCGAACAAGCGGCCUACGGACAUCGUGCUGGGUUCCAAGGACCUCAAGGCCGACGGCUCGACGUUUGGUGUUGCGUUCAAGGUCCCGCAGGGCGCGAAGGCUGUCAAGGUCGCGCUUUACUAUGGCGGCUUUGUUACGCAUAGCGUGCAUAUGGGCCAUCGGAUGAUGUUUUUGGAUGUUGAGGGCUGGAAGGCGGGAGCGGCGCAGCAGCAUGUGCUGGUCAAGAUGCCGCCGAACAGGAACGUCGCGCCGCCCGGGCCGUAUGUGGUAUAUGUUGUUGUGGAUGGUGUGCCGGCCGUGGGGCAGUUUGUCAUGGUUUCGUGA
Messenger RNA from Coniosporium apollinis CBS 100218, 2442 nucleotides. RefSeq lists its product as uncharacterized. The record is from RefSeq and is a predicted model, not a curated record. The coding region runs from base 1 to 2442 and encodes 813 amino acids. Gene Ontology annotation, molecular function: chitin binding. Lineage: Eukaryota; Fungi; Ascomycota; Dothideomycetes. The transcript is spliced from 5 exons.